Molecule: messenger RNA, 1522 nt
Organism: Ipomoea nil (Japanese morning glory)
Lineage: Eukaryota; Viridiplantae; Streptophyta; Magnoliopsida; Solanales; Convolvulaceae
Product: mRNA-decapping enzyme-like protein
Exons: 9
Coding region: 139-1254 (371 amino acids)
Biological process (GO): deadenylation-independent decapping of nuclear-transcribed mRNA; deadenylation-dependent decapping of nuclear-transcribed mRNA; positive regulation of catalytic activity
Cellular component (GO): P-body
Molecular function (GO): enzyme activator activity; mRNA binding
Source: RefSeq, a predicted model, not a curated record
AAUGAAAGUAAUUUUAGCCCAGUAGCCCGGCGGCCGGCGGACGGGCCAUGUAGUAGCUCAUUUUCGUUUGUUCUUCGUACCCACAUCGAGGCUAAACUGUUUUAAUCGCUUCCGGUAGAGUGUUGUGUAGUUGGGAAGAUGUCGUCGUCAAGUUCUUCAUCGCAGACCGGAAAACUGAUGCCGCAUCUGGAUGCGCGGAGCACGAAGAUGCUCAAUCUCACUGUUCUGCAGAGGAUCGAUCCUUGUAUUGAAGAGAUCUUAAUCACCGCCGCUCACGUCACCUUCUAUGCGUUCAACGUCGAUCUCAAUCAGUGGAGCCGGAAAGACAUAGAAGGGUCACUAUUUGUAGUUAAAAGAACUACGCAGCCAAGGUUCCGGUUCAUUGUUAUGAACCGGCGGAAUACAGAGAAUCUGGUGCAGGAUCUCCUUGGAGAUUUUGAGUUUGAAAUUCAGGUUCCAUAUCUAUUAUAUCGUAAUGCAGCUCAAGAAGUUAACGGAAUUUGGUUUUAUAAUUCACAUGAAUGCGAGGAGGUUGCAAACCUAUUUAGUAGAAUUCUCUGUGCAUACUCAGAAGCAUCUCCAAAUCGGCAGCUAAGUUCAACCAAAAGUGAGUUUGAGGUACUUGAAGCAGCCCCAACCCGUGCAGUUAUUGAAGAGCCUUUGGAACCAUCAUUUCCAAUACAUUCUCACACUGAAGUUCCUGAAGACUCCUCAUUUAUGAAUUUCUUUAAUGCGGCUACUAGUAUUGGAUCUAACUCUGCAAAUAUUACGAAUACUAGACAACCGGGUUAUUCUUCUGCUCAAACUGUGUAUUCAACCUCACAUGUUCCUGGCCCCCAAUCCUCACCUUCGUCAACUCCCACUCUUCAGUUCUCUGCACUUCGUCCAUCAGCUCCAUUGAUUCCUUCAAUGUCUGUUCGUGAUGGUUCUGACCCCACCAACAAAGCAAAUCAGGUUUCCAGUCUUAUCAAGCCCUCUACUUUCUUUACACCUCAAUCAUCACCUGCAUUGCUACUUGCCCCCAUCUCGUCAUCUAUCUCAACACCUGCUGCCCAUCCUCCUUUGAAUCUACAUCGUCCAUAUGAUGCACCAAUGCUUCAACACUUUCCACCCCCGUCUCCCACCUCUAACCCUACUCCUAGUAAUGCACCACUGGACAGAGAAAAGGUUCGAGAUGCACUAAUAAUGCUGGUUCAGGACAAUCAGUUUAUUGACUUGAUCCAUCAGGCAUUGUCAAAAGUACACAAAUCAUGACUAUAUGUUCAAAUGUGAAUCCCUGUAGACUUGAAGAGUUUGUUUAUAAAUGUACAAUAGGAAUGUGUGUAUCCCCAAAUAUUAGGAGAAUGCGCAUUUCUUUUCACCUCAAUUUUCAUAUGAGAGAGGGAGAUUGUGUGUGUUAAUCUACAGAUUAAAGUCAAUGUACAACUGUAUAUAUUGGGAUUUUGGGAGUCUAUUUCUGCUGCUUUGCUUAUACUUUCAUCCUGAACUUCGAAUGGAACAACAUUUUCUAGUCAUUUUGCUC